GCUUUGCAAACCCCGCAGGCGCCUGGCGAGAGUAGAGCAAGUGGGCAUGCUGGCCAGGCUGGAGAAAUCAGAAGUCAGGGUCGUGGGCCGGGUCUCUAAGCGUCCGCAGUCCUGUAGAAGCCACCGCGGGUGGAGUGUCGGGGGCUAUCGUUUUGUAAAAAGCACGGAAACGGAAGGGACCUGUGUGGUCCGUGUUGCCUUGGUCCAGGUUGGAAAGCGGGUCUUUUGGCAGCGUCCUUUGCUCGCAUUUCUGCUUCCGGGUUCCUCUGUUCUGUGCAGCCUGGAGGAGCUUCUUUAGGAGGUGGGCGCUAGGCCUCCUCGAAGCUUUUGAGACCCUGGAGUGUGGCCUUGGUCGCUGGUUCGAUUCCGGCUCGAAGGACUUCGUACGAUCUUUUUAACCUUCUCUUCUUCGCAAGAGAAAAACUUACCUAGAAACCCACUGAGUUUGCGCACUGCCGGAGUUCCUUGAAAGAUGUAUGCGGUAAACACUCGAGGUGAGUCUUUUUCAGGGUCCUUUUUGAUCCCUGCCUUUUUCUCCUCCCGGUAGCAAGGCCGUUAACCGUCUUACGAGAAGACACGGGUGGAAUCCUCCAGCCGCGCCUGCAGGUCGAGCCCGCAAACAGCACCGGCUCAGCUCUCAGGGCCUGAGUGGUGCAGGAGGAUGCUUUCCCAGCCCCACCAUGGAGCUGCGCUGUGGGGGAUUGCUGUUCAGUUCUCGCUUUGAUUCAGGGAACCUAGCCCAUGUGGAGAAGGUAGAAUCUGUGUCUAAUGAUGGGGAAGGAGUAGUGGGUGGGGCAUCAGCCUCCACCAGCAGCAUUGCCUCUUCCCCUGACUAUGAAUUCAAUGUGUGGACCCGACCAGACUGUGCUGAAACGGAAUUUGAGAAUGGGAACAGGUCAUGGUUCUACUUCAGCGUCCGAGGAGGAACUCCAGGGAAACUCAUCAAGAUCAAUAUCAUGAACAUGAACAAGCAAAGCAAGCUGUAUUCCCAGGGCAUGGCUCCCUUUGUGCGUACACUGCCCACUCGGCCACGCUGGGAACGCAUUCGAGACCGGCCCACCUUUGAGAUGACAGAGACGCAGUUUGUGUUAUCCUUCAUUCACCGUUUCGUGGAAGGCCGUGGGGCCACCACCUUCUUCGCCUUCUGCUACCCGUUCUCCUACAGUGACUGCCAGGAUUUGCUAAGCCAGCUAGACCAGCGCUUUCUGGAGAACAGCCCUACCCACAGCAGCCCCCUGGAUACCAUCUAUUACCACCGGGAGACCCUCUGCUAUUCUCUGGAUGGACUUCGUGUAGAUCUACUGACGAUCAGUUCCUGCCAUGGGCUUCGAGAAGAUCGAGAGCCCCGUCUAGAGCAGCUAUUUCCUGAUGCCAGCACCCCCCGACCAUUCUGUUUCACAGGCAAGAGAAUAUUCUUCUUAAGCAGUAGGGUACAUCCUGGGGAGACUCCAUCUAGCUUUGUCUUCAACGGUUUUCUGGACUUCAUUCUUCGACCUGACGACCCCCGGGCCCAAACCCUACGUCGCCUGUUUGUCUUUAAGCUGAUUCCCAUGUUGAACCCUGAUGGGGUUGUCCGGGGUCACUACCGCACAGACUCGCGUGGAGUGAAUCUGAACCGCCAGUACCUGAAGCCUGAUGCAGUCCUGCACCCGGCCAUCUAUGGGGCUAAAGCUGUGCUUCUCUACCACCACGUGCAUUCCCGGCUGAACUCCCAGAGUCCCUCAGAGCACCAGCACAGUUCCCAUCUCCCUCCUGAUGCUCCCCUCUCUGACCCUGAGAAAGCCAACAGUCUCCAAAACAGAGCUCACCUUGGGCGCUCAUCCAGCGGGGAUAAACCUGAGGCGUGGACACAGACUGAGGUAGCCGAGCAGAAGCCCAACAGCGUGUGGAUUACAUCACAGGAGUCAGCUGAGGUGGAGCAGCCGGCCCCCGAUGCCAUCCCCCCCAGAGAGAGCGGUGUUGCUUACUACGUGGACCUGCACGGACAUGCUUCCAAAAGGGGCUGCUUCAUGUAUGGAAACAGCUUUAGUGACGAGAACACCCAGGUGGAAAAUAUGCUGUAUCCAAAGCUCAUCUCCUUGAACUCAGCCCACUUUGACUUCCAGGGCUGCAAUUUCUCAGAGAAGAACAUGUAUGCCCGAGACCGCAGAGAUGGCCAGUCUAAAGAGGGAAGCGGCCGGGUUGCAAUCUACAAAGCCUCAGGGAUAAUCCACAGCUACACACUUGAAUGCAACUACAACACUGGACGCUCAGUAAACAGCAUCCCUGCCGCCUGCCAUGACAACGGGCGUGCCAGCCCCCCUCCCCCGCCGGCCUUCCCUUCCAGAUACACUGUGGAACUGUUUGAACAGGUGGGACGAGCUAUGGCCAUUGCAGCUCUGGACAUGGCGGAGUGCAACCCGUGGCCCCGAAUCGUGCUGUCGGAGCAUAGCAGCCUAACAAACCUCCGGGCCUGGAUGCUGAAACACGUGCGCAGCAGCCGAGGCCUGAGCACCACUGUGAACAUGAGCAUCAGCAAGAAGAGAGGCUCUCGAACUCCACCCAGAAGUAACAACGGACUGCCUGUUUCCUGCUCUGAAAACACCUUGAGCCGUGCACGAAGUUUUAGUACUGGCACAAGUGCUGGUGGUAGCAGCAGCAGCCAACAAAAUUCUCCACAGAUGAAGAACUCCCCCAGCUUUCCUUUUCAUGGCAGCCGGCCUGCGGGGCUGCCAGGCCUGGGCUCUAGCACCCAAAAGGUCAGCCACCGGGUGCUGGGCCCCGUCAGAGAGCCCCGAAGCCAAGAUAGGAGACGGCGGCAGCAGCCAGUGACCCAUCGCCCUACUUCAAGCAGCCUGGCCCCAUCCCCAACUCCUGCUAGUUCUAACCUAGCCUCUUCACACAUGGGCUCCUGCCUACUGCCCAACUCACUCAGCAUAUCAGGGAGCAGCUGCUCAUUCCUGUCUUCAGGAGACAAGACAGAGGCCGUCAUGGUGAUUGGGAAAGGUCUGCUGGGGGCUGGACCUCGGAUCCCCUGUAUUAGGACCCGACUGCAGGCUAGGCCCAGGUUGGCCCAGGGCUCACCGCCGACUCGCAGAGGGAUGAGAGGCUCUCCAGGCCCCACAUCCCCUCUCCCCCAGACCAAGAAGAGCAGUGAGCUGGAGCUGGGACCCCGCUGCACACCACGGCUGCCUCAAGCCGGGCCUCCACGGCCCCGCUCUGCCCCCGCCUUUUCUCCUAUUUCCUGUAGUCUGUCUGACUCCCAGUCUCGGAUUUGUUAUAGUGGGGGGCCCUUGGGCCAAACCGAUGUUUGUUUUGUCCCUAAAUCUCCCCCAUUCACUGUUUCUCCCCGGGUCUGAUGCCUUCAAGCCCAGGAUAUGACCCCACAAUGGGGAACACAGUGACAAAUGUGCUAGUCCCCUUUUUCAGCUGCUGAUUCCACGUGACAACUCUGUGUAACUUCUUAGAACACCCACCACACUGUUCUGAGACAUUACAAAGCAUCACCUUGAGACAGGACAAAGCAGGGACCUGCCACCCCUUCCCUCCCUCCACAGCACAAGAUUUUGGGACCACAAAAAUAUAUAUAUUUUUUUAUAUUGGGGGGAGGGAGUAGAAAAGAAAGUAGCCCCUAUACUGGGCCCUAUUCAGUGGCAGCUUCUUGUUCCAUAGGGUUAAGGAAGACUUUGAGGAAAUAAAAGUUGUUUGGAAAAAUC
Molecule: messenger RNA, 3695 nt
Organism: Bubalus bubalis (water buffalo)
Lineage: Eukaryota; Metazoa; Chordata; Mammalia; Artiodactyla; Bovidae
Gene: AGBL5
Product: AGBL carboxypeptidase 5
Exons: 17
Coding region: 681-3338 (885 amino acids)
Biological process (GO): protein deglutamylation; proteolysis
Molecular function (GO): metallocarboxypeptidase activity; zinc ion binding
Source: RefSeq, a predicted model, not a curated record